CUUUAAGACAGCACACAAACACCUAAUCCCUCCAAAUCCCGUCAAUAAAUAACCCAUACAAAGGAGAAGAACUUUAUCCAACAAAUUUAUUAAUCCAUGAGCUUUGGCCGUGUUCUUUCUCAGCGUUUUUUUAAAAUAAUAUUCUUAAUACUGAACUCAAGAAAAUGGAGAAUUUCAAGUUUUUUCACUCGUUUAUCAUCAUACUCGUUGCCACUUUGUGCACGCAAGGAAAACGUGUUCCCCGAGUUGCAAAUGGAUUCAGCCAUUACGCCCCCCACCAAGUAAGUUUGGUGGACAACGAAGCGAACGCACAUUUCUGCGGAGGAUCAAUCCUAAAUUCGCUCACCAUCGUAACAGCCGCGCAUUGUCUCUACCGUCGGAAUCGUGGUAACGAGCUGCCAUCAUUAAAUAUCCCACGAAUGCCGCGUGAAAUUCGCAUCGUCGCGGGAGAGUACAGUCUCGAACUGCGUGACGUUACAGAACAAAUCCGUCAAGUCAAGUUACUCCGAGUUUAUGGCGGAUAUGAUGAGAACACUUUGCAAAACGAUAUCGCCCUCAUUCAACUCACAGCGCCAUUAAGAAUAAACCGGUUCGUCCACCCAAUUCGGCUGCCUAGUCGAAACAGACAGUUUAAAGGAAAUGUAACCGUGUUCGGAUGGGGAUCCAAUCGUUCCAGGCAAUUUUUUCUGGAAGGCAAUUCCAUUGCGGUCACACCUGACACCCUUCAAUCCGGCGUAAUGUCAAUCAUCACAAGCUCUGAGUGUCGUCGUGGUCUCGCUUACUGGAGUGGAUUUAAUGAGCAAGUCAUGUUUUGUGCGAGGUCGACUAAAACAAUGAUUUGCGAAGGUGACUCUGGGUCUGGUGCCGUUUGUCACUAUUGUGGACCAUCGAUGCAGGCCUAUUCAGAUAUUGGGGCCAGCUCCCAGCACGCAUGUGUCGACGUCCUUUGCGGCAUAAAUUCCGCCGGGAAAGAUGCCACGGAUUGCUUGGUUGACGAAGAUGGAGACCUCUUCAAACCACCACCACCUGGCGUUUUUACUAAAGUAUCCGUAUUUCCGACUUGGAUUAAUUCCGUGCUCCGCACCGAAUUCAAAGUGAAUGGCAGCUUUCUCUGCGACGAUCUUCAAUACAUCGCACAAGGGAAGGAGUGCGACGGAAGUAUUGACUGCAGCGACGGCUCAGACGAGCAUAACUGCACCCUUGAUAUCGCAGAAAUGACGUAUUCACCGUACAAAUGGGAUGAAGCUAAACCCGUGCCAAUUGUUCAGCAUGAAAUUGUGCAAACUUCUAGGAAUGAGACAAAUUCUACAGGAACCAGCGAGACGGUUGACCCCGAGUCAGACGACGAUAAUUAUUGGAAUGAACUGAAUAAAGAACUAACCGAUCCGAUUAAUAAUACUAGCACACAAAGAGGAAAUAAGGAAUAUAUUGUCACCAGCACGGCAAGAAAUUAUGCAUCGGAACCUGUCACUAUACAGCAUUUUACCCCUAUCGAGAACACCACGGAAAUUGAAGACAUGACGACGGAACCUGUCGUUAUACAACAUUUUGAACAACACGGGAAUUAAAUUAGACAUGUCGUAUGUAUAACAGAAAAAGUGAAGCGACACCAACAACUUUACAUUUCGACCCGUGAGAACAUUUAAUCAGAAUCUUGCCACAAGACUGACACUGUUAGAACGGAAUUAACAAUACUUCGAACAGCUUUUCCUAUAUUAUUACGAUAAUGACACAAAUUUACAUGGGAACACGAAAUUUCACCCCGGAAUUUUCUUAAUUUGACGAUGUACCCAUUGAGACUAAAUAUAACAUCGCAGCUCCCCAUAUCACCUUGUCCGUAUAUACGACUACGACGAGACACUGCCACAAAUACGUGAAAUUUGAAAAUAAAAUUAAAGCGUGCAAAAAUAGUCGAGGGUCCCUUUGUCCUAUUGACUGAGUUGUGUAUUUAUUUAAAAUUUUUAAAUUUGUGAUGGGUAAAUUAGGUGCUAAAUAUAGUGCUACAUAUAAUGGGAUUCAUGAAAAACCUGAAGGCUACAAAUGAACUUACGGACGGUACAAUUACUAUAAUUAAUUUUGAUUAUAUUUAUAUUAUCUCAAGUUUUAAUAAAAUUAUUAGGUGAAGAACAAUUCUCAUGAUGCAUAUCUAUUUACGUCUUAGAAAGAUAUAUACGUCAACUUAAAAAGUAUUAAGAAUAAAUACGCCUAAAUACAUACACUUGGCCAUGAAAAUGUA
Messenger RNA from Folsomia candida, 2236 nucleotides. RefSeq names its product serine protease nudel. Bases 165 to 1568 code for a protein of 467 amino acids. Lineage: Eukaryota; Metazoa; Arthropoda; Collembola; Entomobryomorpha; Isotomidae. Gene Ontology annotation, biological process: proteolysis. Gene Ontology annotation, molecular function: protein binding; serine-type endopeptidase activity. The transcript is spliced from 5 exons. The record is from RefSeq and is a predicted model, not a curated record.